Molecule: messenger RNA, 837 nt
Organism: Alternaria incomplexa
Lineage: Eukaryota; Fungi; Ascomycota; Dothideomycetes; Pleosporales; Pleosporaceae
Exons: 2
Coding region: 1-837 (278 amino acids)
Source: RefSeq, a predicted model, not a curated record
AUGGCCCACCACGUCCUCCUCAUCGGCGGUCACGGCAAAGUUGCCCAAAUUCUUACACCGCUCCUGCUGGCCAAAUCAUGGAACGUGACCAGCAUGAUACGCACUGCCUCUCAGCAACCGGCCGUUGAAAAGCUGGGACAGGGUCAGCCCGGGAAAUUAGAUGUACUGGUCCAUAGUGUUGCGGAUGUGAAGAGCGAGGCCGAUGCGAAGCGCAUCUUGGAACGGGUCAACCCGGAUUGGGUUGUCUGGAGCGCUGGAGCCGGCGGCAAGGGCGGCGCCGAGAUGACAUUUGCAGUCGACCGCGACGCAGCCAUAGCGUUCACAAAAGCCAGCAUUCACACACCCUCCAUCAAGAAAUUCCUGACAGUAUCUUACCUUUCUUCCCGCCGUGGCCGCGCGCCUUGGUGGAACGAUGAAGACUGGAAAGCGGCACAGAAAGUAAACACGGAAAUCUUGCCAAACUACUUUAAAGCCAAGGUUGCAGCUGACGAGGUCCUCACGAUACUUUCCCAAGAUCGAAUGGCUCAGGAAGAGAAAGAUGGUGUACCCGCUGAUCAGCGCUUCUGUGGUAUCAGCCUGAGGCCUGGCACGCUGACUGAGGAGCCGGCUGGAAAGGUGAAGAUGGGUAAGAUUGGGGCUGGUGGCAAGACGAGCCGUGCGACGGUUGCAGAGAGCGUUGUUGGUGUUUUGGAAAUGGAUGGCGUGAGGGGUUGGGUCGAUGUUAUCGACGGUGAUGAGGAGAUUGUAGAAGCGGUGAAGAGCUACGUCAAGGAAGAACAGGAUGCCAUUGAAGGCGAGGAUUUGGAUGAGAUGAGGGAGAGGGUCAACAAGUUAUGA